Molecule: messenger RNA, 1108 nt
Organism: Zymoseptoria tritici IPO323
Lineage: Eukaryota; Fungi; Ascomycota; Dothideomycetes; Mycosphaerellales; Mycosphaerellaceae
Exons: 1
Coding region: 410-784 (124 amino acids)
Biological process (GO): transmembrane transport
Molecular function (GO): transmembrane transporter activity
Source: RefSeq, a predicted model, not a curated record
AAGAGGAAUUGCAACAGACGUCGAUCGACGUAACUUCUUCCUACCACGGUCAAUGCCAACGAAAAUGGCACCCAUCCCGAUCGACAGCACCGCAUACACAGAACCAGAGGAGGAACCAUCUUCCACAGAGGAUGAAGCCAAGGAAAGAGACGCCUCCCUCCAUGAUGAUUCCGAUGGCUCCUCCAGUGUCUUUUCGGAAAGUCGCCACAUGGAAGGCCCAAGAGCGAGUCCCUCAUUGUCCCGAACACAAUCUAGGACACUUCAGCGCGCUUAGACUACUGCUUCGACGGUGCUAUCGACUAUACGAUCUCGAGCUCCGAGAGGGCCGUUUGCGCAUCCGUUGAUUCACGAGAAGACAUCACCCGACGUCCUCGUCGAUUUCGAUGGCCCGGACGAUCCAUACAGACCGAUGAACUGGAGCUGCAAGAAGAAGUGCAUAUGCACCAGGCUGUACGGCUUUACUGCAAUGUUCGGCACCUUUGCAUCUGCUGUGUAUUCUCCUGCAGUCUACGAGGUUGCGCGAGAGUUCAAUGUUGGCACCCAGGUCUCCCUUCUGGGGAUAUCUCUGUUCCUGAUUGGCUUUGGAAUUGGACCGCUUGUGUGGGCGCCAUUGAGUGAGGUUUAUGGUCGGAAGAUUGCCGUUCUGACGCCUUCCUUUCAUCGCCGCAAUGUUCGCAUUUGGAGCCGGAGCUGCCAAGGAUAUCCAAACUCUGAUGAUAUGUCGCUUCUGGCAGGGCAUAUUCGACAGCGCUCCUGUGACGAAUACUUGAGGAGUGCUGGGUGACAUCUGGACUGCCGAUGUGCGUGGUGUGGCGUUAAUCGUCUACGCAACGGCGGUUGUGGGAGGACCGACACUGGGGUCCUAUCAUCGGUGGCGCCAUCAUUGUGACAGGUACCGGAUGGCGGUGGACUCAAUACCUGACGGGUAUCGGGAUCAUGUUCAUGGUGGUAUUGGAUGUUCUCUUGGUCGACGAGAGCUAUGCUCCGGUUCUGCUCGUAAGGAAGGCUCGUGCCAUGAGAUAUGAGUCGGAAAAUUGGGCGUUGCAUGCACUACACGAGGAGUGGACCGUCACACUUUCGGAGCUGGGCUACAACUAGCUCGUCCGGC